Enterobius vermicularis (human pinworm) is the source of this 552-nucleotide messenger RNA. The record is from the annotation of a GenBank genome assembly. NCBI's taxonomy places the organism in Eukaryota, Metazoa, Nematoda, Chromadorea, Rhabditida, Oxyuridae.
AUGCAGGCUUGUAAAAACAGUGAAUUGGAAAAGCCAGAUGAACGAUCAGAUGCGUCUAAAUUAAUGUUCAACUGUGAUAAAAAUUAUUUUCAACUGUGUUAUUUGAAAUUAAAAAAGUCUUCCCCACCCGUUUAUGUCAGCUUACCGUCAUGUAUCGCCUGUCACAGAUGUGGAUCAAUGAUGAGGUUAGGAAUACGAAAAUACAAAGUUAAUGGCGCUGUGCGGGAACUUCGGGCUUAUCGUUGCAGCAAGAAAGGUUGCCAGACGUUUCGUUCUCCCCAAACACUAAUCUAUCCUAAACCGUUAAAAAAUGCUGGACAUGUUAGAAAUGUGAGGAAGACUUCACCUGUGAAGAGACAGCAGCUUAUGAAACAAGAAGAGGAAAAGUACUCCCAGUCUUUGCUUUUUCCUUGGUUGAAAGUAUCUCGUUAUUCAACAACUUUCGAACUUCGAGUCGUUAAAUUUCUUAGUUCAGGUGUCCUAAACGAUCGCGGAUGGGAAAACGUUGGAUCUGAACCUUUGAAUCGUCUACCGAGUUUCAGUUCAAAUUGA